Messenger RNA from Sclerotinia borealis F-4128, 1923 nucleotides. Lineage: Eukaryota; Fungi; Ascomycota; Leotiomycetes; Helotiales; Sclerotiniaceae. The record is from the annotation of a GenBank genome assembly.
AUGGACAACAAUACAUUUGGCAUCAAUGCCGAUUCGCCACUGGCUAUCCGAAGUAAUCGGGGUUGUUGGACUUGUCGAAUUCGGAAAAAGAAAUGUGAUGAAGUACAACCCGGUUGCUUGAGAUGUGCAAAUGUCAAUGUAGAGUGUCAGUAUGGACCCAAACCAAGAUGGAUUGAUGAUCCUAAAGUUGGGAAGGAAGAGCUGGAGAGGAUUAAGGCGGUUGUUGCUGCGUCCGCAAGUAAAAAGAGAGCGGCUUUUCGUGCGAGGAUAAGACCAAUCUCUAUAUCAUCGUCGCCCAGAUCGUCGAAAUCUCCUAGUGCGACGAACACUCCCAAGAGAGUAAGCAAUCUACCAUGCACUGGUACCGGUAUUGACAGUGUUGUCUCAAUAUCUUCUUGCAUGGAAUUGGACCAUGAUAAAACCAUCGAACCUCAAUCUCCUAGUACGACGAAAACUCCCAGGAGAGUAAGUCAUCUAUCAUGUACUGGUAUUGACAAUGUUGUUUCAAUAUCUUCUCGUAUGGAAAUGGACCAUGAUAAAAGCAUCGAACCUCAAUCUCCAUUAUUUCCAAAAUGGAUUGAGGAUCAAGAAGCAAGUUUGAUGAUGCAUUACCUGGAUCAUGUGUUCUUUAUACAAUUUCGUUUUCAUAUCCCAUCAUUAUCGUCUGGAAGAGGAUGGCUUCUAUCAUUGUUGACCAGGACGAAACCUCUAUACCAUGCAGCUCUAAGUUUGAGUGCUUUCCAUCGUCAAUCUCUUCUUUUAGAACAGGAAGGUGGUCAAGCCGAGAUAGAUUAUCUUCAUGAAUUACAACAUCAUCAUAAUUUGACUUUGAAGGAAUUGCAAAACUUCAUUCAAACUCACAACAGGAAUGCAUCUGAGCAAGGAGUAUUUGAUGGGAAUAUCCAGAUCCUUGCUUGCAUGUGUCAAUUAAUUUCAUUCGAGCUAUUCAAUGGAGGUGUGAGUAAUUGGCAAGUUCACUUACGAGCUGCAUCAGAGCUUAUAUUGGUACUCCAUGAAGUGUCAAAUGGUAGUAUUCCGGGACCGGAAACACUGUUAAACUCUUCUCAAUGUUUCAACUAUCCUUAUGUCAAUUCUCCUGAGUCUAUUACUAGUACCAGUGGUGUUUCUCGUGAUAGUGCAGCUUUAGAUUUCUUCACUGGUGCUAUUAUUUGGAUGGACGCUUUAGCCUGUGUAUCUACAGGAUCUCAUCCAUGGCUAUCCGAAUUUCAUAAUCGACUCCUUUCAGCUAAAAAGCCAGGUUCGUCAAAAUCUGAUCAUAAAAUUCAAUUGACAUCGAUUAUGGGAUGUGAAAAUUGGGUAAUGAUAAUGAUCAGCGAGAUUGCAUGGCUAGGAACAUGGAGAAGAAAGCAUGAACAAGAUGGUACCAUGGGUUUCGAACAACAGUUAGUUGUGACGGAACAGAAUAUACGAAAUCGACUCGAGUCCAAAAAUGCCGAAACCUUGAACGAACUCACAGCUCUACGGGCAAUUCAUCGAGGCACCCCACCAUAUUAUUAUACCGAUCUCUACAACAAACAUACGAUUUAUGUCGUCACACAUAUAUUUGCCUGCGCCGCCCUCAUCUAUCUUCAAAUGGUCGUCACUGAUCACGUAUUACCAGAAGAUGUAGACAUGCUACUUCACCACACGAUCAAUGCCAUGCGCAUGAUCCCCAAUCCCCAAAUGUUUCGAGGCAUGGUAUGGCCUUUAUCGGUCGCCGGCUGUCUAGCAAGCUCAAGACAAGAUCAAGAAUUCUUCAGGGAGACGUCAAGAGGUGCAGUGACCGACUCCCGCUCCUUUGGAAAUUCGGGGAGUGCGUUGAAGAUUUUGGAGAAGUCGUGGGAACUUCAGGAGAGAGAUGGGAGGUUGGUGGAUUGUACGGAGACGAUUGGGGAGUUGGGGAGUUGUAUACUUUUGGUUUGA